UUGGGUUCGCAUGCAUAGCAUCUCAUCACAAACUAGUACACUCGCAGUUGACCAGAGCAAAGAGACAUAUAAACAUGGCGUCGUCCAAGCGACUCCUCGUGUUGGUUCUCCUGCUCGCCGCCGUUUUCCUUGUCGCCUCAGCAGCUAACGAGCAAACCCAGCACGAGAACAACAACAAAGCUGACGUGCAGGACUACCGUGGCGGCGGCUACCCGUACGGCGGCUACCCCGGCGGCGGCUGGCGCGGUGGGGGUGGCUACCCCGGCGGCCGUGGCGGCUACCCGGGAGGGGGCGGCGGCCACGGCGGCUACUGCCGGUGGGGAUGCUGCGGCCGCGGGUACUACGGCGGCUGCCGGUGCUGCUCGCGCGCCGACGAGAUCCCGGAGCCCAUGUACCGCCCGGAGUUCACCGAGGUCCACAACUGAAGAAGCUACAUAUAUACAUGCCGAUCAAGAUGCACAUGGACUCGUAUCGUAGCUAAUAAUAAGUACUACUACACGUCCAUGUCCAUAUAUAGGGCCUACUACUCUACUACGUCGUCGCCAGCAGAAAUCUGGUUUUGAUUUGAAUAAUAAAGAUUCAGAUGCAUCUAUGUGAUAUGUAGUAUGUUGUUACGUCGUCAAUAGUGUGGUGACUGGAAUCACUAGCUAUUGUCGUCGUGUUGUUUCUUGGUGUUGUACUUUCUUAUUUGGACCAAAUGGUGUGUUUAAUGUGUAAUGCUGUGUUUAAUGUGUAAUGCAUGCCAUGGAAUAAAGAAAUUAGAGGACAUUAUAUGUAUUAAUA
This is a messenger RNA of Sorghum bicolor (sorghum), 783 nucleotides long. RefSeq names its product glycine-rich cell wall structural protein. Bases 75 to 425 code for a protein of 116 amino acids. Lineage: Eukaryota; Viridiplantae; Streptophyta; Magnoliopsida; Poales; Poaceae. The transcript has 2 exons. The record is from RefSeq and is a predicted model, not a curated record.